Euleptes europaea (tarantolino) is the source of this 4323-nucleotide messenger RNA. It is a transcript of the gene YTHDC2, whose product is annotated as YTH N6-methyladenosine RNA binding protein C2. Gene Ontology annotation, cellular component: intracellular anatomical structure. NCBI's taxonomy places the organism in Eukaryota, Metazoa, Chordata, Lepidosauria, Squamata, Sphaerodactylidae. The coding region runs from base 1 to 4287 and encodes 1428 amino acids. Gene Ontology annotation, molecular function: RNA binding; ATP binding. The transcript has 29 exons. The record is from RefSeq and is a predicted model, not a curated record.
AUGUCUCGCCCCAGCAGCGUCUCCCCUCGGCCUCCGGGCUGCGGCCCGCCCGGCGGGGGUCCCUCCGCGGCCUCGGCCUCCGGCAGCGGCCGCGCCAAGGGGCUAAAGGAGAUUCGCAUCGACGAAGAAGUGAAAAUCGCCGUCAACCUCGCCCUGGAGCGGUUCCGAUAUGGGGACCAGCGCGAAAUGGAAUUUCCUUCAUCUUUAACUAGUACUGAAAGAGCUUUUAUUCACCGAUUAAGUCAGUCUCUUGGUUUGAUUUCUAAAAGCAAGGGGAAAGGAGCAAACAGAUAUUUAACUGUGAAGAAAAAAGAUGGAUCAGAGUUGGCACACACAGUGAUGACAUGUAAUUUGAUCCCUAACACAAAACAUGCUAUUAGAAGCCUUGUACAGAGAUUUCCAGUUACUAAUAAAGAGCGCACAGAGCUUCUGCCAAAGACAGAGAGAGGAAACGUAUUUGCUGUUGAAGCUGAAAAUAGAGAAAUGAGCAAAACAAGUGGCAGACUUAACAACGGCAUCCCUCAAAUCCCGGUUAAAAGGGGAGAAUCGGAAUUUGAUUCCUUUCGGCAAUCUCUGCCAGUUUAUGAAAAGCAGGAUGAAAUUGUUAGAAUUAUUAAAGAAAAUAAAGUUAUCUUGAUUGUGGGGGAAACUGGAUCAGGUAAAACCACUCAGAUUCCUCAAUUCCUACUGGAUGAUUGUUACAAAAAUGGAAUACCAUGUCGAAUAUUUUGCACUCAGCCAAGACGUUUGGCAGCAAUUGCUGUGGCAGAAAGGGUUGCUGCCGAAAGAAGAGAAAAGAUUGGGCAGACGAUUGGCUAUCAGAUCCGAUUGGAAAGCAGGGUUUCUCCGAAGACACUAUUGACCUUUUGUACUAAUGGUGUAUUGCUUCGUACACUAAUGGCUGGAGACAGUGCACUGUCAACUGUAACACAUGUUAUUGUGGAUGAAGUCCAUGAAAGGGAUCGAUUUAGUGACUUCUUGCUUACCAAGUUAAGAGAUACGUUACAAAAACAUUCAUCUUUGAAAUUAAUACUUUCCAGUGCUGCCCUAGAUGUGAACCUUUUUGUCAGAUAUUUUGGAGGAUGUCCAGUCAUAUAUAUACCAGGAAGACCAUUUGAAGUUAAAGAGUUGUUUCUGGAAGACAUAUUAAGAAGUACAGGCUAUACAAAUAAAGAGAUGAUAAAAUACAAAAAAGAAAAACUUCGAGAGGAGAAACAACAGACAACUCUGACUGAAUGGUAUUCUGCGCAAGACGAUAGCAAGCCAGAAUCACAACGAAAAAGAGCAAUUCCGAAUGUAGCUGAAGAAUAUGAUUUGUUGGAUGAUGGUGGCGAUACAGUUUUCAGUCAAUUGGCUGAAAAAGAUGCCAACUGCCUUGAACCUUGGUUAAUUAAAGAGAUGGAUGCUUGUCUCUCUGAUAUUUGGUUGCAUAAAGAUAUUGAUGCCUUUGCACAGGUGUUCCACCUUAUUUUAACUGAAAAUGUCAGUGUGGACUACAGGCAUAGUGAGACAAGUGCAACAACUUUAAUGGUAGCUUCUGGAAGAGGUUUCUUGAGUCAAGUUGAACAGUUGAUUGGAAUGGGAGCAAAUGUUCACAUCAAGUCAUCCAAUGGCUGGACAGCUUUGGACUGGGCUAAACACUUUGGACAAACAGAAGUGGUUGACCUGUUGGACUCCUACUGUGCUUCACUAGAGUUUGGUAAUCUAGAUGAAAGUUCCUUGGUCCAUGCGAAUGCUGGAGAACUUAGUGCAGAAGACAGAGAACUCUUGAAGGCUUAUCACCACAGUUUUGAUGAUGAGAAGGUGGAUCUUGACCUCAUUAUGCACCUCCUGUAUAAUAUCUGUCAUAGCUGUGAUUCAGGAGCAGUCUUAAUUUUCCUUCCUGGGUAUGAUGAGAUCGUUGGCUUGAGGGAUCGUAUACUAUUUGAUGACAAGAGGUUUGCUGAUAAUCCACAUAGGUUCCAGGUUUUUAUGUUGCAUUCAAAUAUGCAAACAUCAGAUCAAAAGAAGGUGCUGAAGACUUCACCCCCAGGCAUCCGCAAAAUAAUUCUUUCUACUAAUAUUGCCGAAACUAGCAUCACAGUUAAUGAUGUUGUCUUUGUCAUUGAUUCUGGAAAGAUGAAAGAGAAAUCCUUUGAUGCAUUGAACUGUGUAACUAUGCUAAAGAUGGUAUGGAUUUCUAAAGCUAGUGCCAUCCAGAGGAAGGGCAGGGCAGGACGUUGUCGGCCUGGAAUUUGUUUCCGGCUUUUCAGUAGACUCCGAUUCCAGAACAUGCUUGAAUUCCAGACUCCAGAACUUCUAAGAAUGCCUCUACAGGAGCUUUGUUUGCAUACAAAAUUGCUAGCUCCCAUCAACUGUCCAAUUGCUGACUUUUUAAUGAAAGCUCCAGAACCACCACCUGCUUUGAUAGUGAGGAAUGCUGUCCAGAUACUUAAGACAAUAGAUGCUAUGGAUACAUGGGAAGAUCUGACUGAACUUGGCUAUCAUCUGGCUGACUUACCAGUAGAGCCUCAUCUUGGUAAAAUGGUGUUGUGCGCUGUUGUUCUGAAGUGCCUGGAUCCUAUUCUGACAAUUGCCUGUACUCUUGCAUAUCGUGAUCCUUUUGUGCUACCCACACAGGCCUCUCAAAAACGUGCAGCUAUGUUGUGCAGAAAGCGAUUUACCGCAGGAACGUUUAGUGACCAUAUGGCCCUUCUCCGUGCUUUCCAGGCGUGGCAGAAAGCACGAAGUGAUGGCUGGGAAAGAGCUUUUUGUGAGAAGAACUUCCUUUCUCAGGCAACAAUGGAGAUUAUCAUAGGAAUGAGAACACAGUUGCUUGGACAGCUCAGAGCUUCAGGUUUUGUCAGAGCCAGAGGGGGAGGCGAUAUAAGAGAUGUCAACACAAAUUCAGAGAACUGGGCUGUGGUGAAAGGGGCCUUAGUGGCCGGAAUGUAUCCAAAUAUAGUUCACGUCGACAGAGAGAAUGUUGUCUUGACGGGACCGAAAGAAAAAAGAGUCCGUUUUCAUCCUACCUCUGUUCUGAGCCAGCCUCAGUAUAAAAAGAUUCCUCCAGCAAACGGUCAAGUGGCAGCUAUCCAGGCACUCCCCACAGACUGGCUUAUAUAUGAUGAGAUGACCAGAGCCCACAGAAUAGCCAACAUCAGGUGCUGUUCAGCUGUGACUCCUAUCACUGUUGCCCUCUUCUGCGGAUCAGCUAGGCUGCCGAGUAAUGCUUUACAGGAGCCUUCAUCCUUCAGAGUGGACGGCGUCCUCAAUGACAGCAGUGACAGUGAGAUGGAAGACAGAACAACGGCUAACUUGGCUUCACUGAAGCUGGACGAAUGGCUCAAUUUCAAACUGGAUCCUGAGGCUGCUAGUUUACUCUUGCAACUGAGACAAAAAUGGCAUAGUUUAUUUUUACGGCGCAUGAGAGCUCCUUCAAAGCCCUGGUCUCAAGUUGACGAGGCAACUAUACGAGCCAUCAUUGCAGUCUUAAGUACUGAAGAACAGUCUGCAGGUUUACAGCAACCAUCAGGAAUUGGGCAGAGACCAAGACCAAUGUCAUCUGAAGAACUUCCUAUAGUAUCUUCAUGGAGAUCAAACACUAGCAGAAAAAGCUCAGCCGAAGCAGACUUUGCAGAUGACACUUUUAAUCCUGAAAGAGUGCUAAUGAAAUCUGCAUCACCUGCAUUUCAACAGCCACUGAAAUACAAAGAAAGAAGUGUUCUGCACUCUAAACGUAGCACUGAUGACAGAUCAGAUCAGUCAUCUGUGAAAUCCACAGAUAGUAACAGCUAUCCUAGCCCUUGUGCCAGUCCUUCUCCUCCAUCAUCAGGGAAGGGUUCCAAGCCUCCUUCUCCAAGGCCAAACAUGCCAGUACGGUACUUCAUUAUGAAAAGCAGCAAUUUAAGAAACCUUGAGAUUUCACAACAAAAAGGGAUUUGGUCUACAACUCCCAGUAACGAGCGAAAACUGAAUCGGGCCUUUUGGGAAAGCAGUGUUGUUUACUUGGUAUUUUCUGUUCAGGGAUCAGGACACUUUCAGGGAUUUGCUCGAAUGUCUUCCGAGAUAGGACGUGAGAAAAGUCAGGACUGGGGAUCUACUGGUUUAGGAGGAGUAUUUAAGGUGGAAUGGAUCCGAAAAGAGAGUCUUCCCUUUCAGUUUGCUCAUCACUUGCUCAACCCUUGGAAUGACAACAAGAAGGUACAAAUAAGCCGAGAUGGCCAGGAACUGGAACCUCAGGUUGGUGAACAGUUGCUUCAGUUGUGGGACCGUAUUCCUUUAGGGGAGAGAAACAUAGUUGACUGAAGAUACGACAGUAGAUCUGAGGUAUGCUUUCUCCUG